This is a messenger RNA of Pelecanus crispus (Dalmatian pelican), 839 nucleotides long. Lineage: Eukaryota; Metazoa; Chordata; Aves; Pelecaniformes; Pelecanidae. The record is from RefSeq and is a predicted model, not a curated record.
CAGCGUUGUGUCCCCGGAGCCUGGACUGUGCCCUGCAGCGCCGGGAGUUCUGCCCUCCAGGGUCCGGCACCUGCGGCCCCUGCCUGCCCACCUUCCAGGAAGACGACCGUGGGCUAUGUGUCCAGAAGCAGCUCUCACCCAGCGGGCGGACAUCCAUUCCCAGCUUGGAGGAAAAAAUUGAUUUUCUGGCAGACGUGCUGGCCAGGCAAGAGGCUCCUCGCCACCACCUGCUACGGGAUGGCAAGCCCAGGACCACCCUGGUCCCCACCAGCAGCAGACAGCACGUGGCCAGCAGGCUGAAAGAAGGGCUUCUGCAGCAGGGUCCCGCCAGCAGCAAGGCAGCCGCCACCCUCCCCACCUCCACCACCACCAGGGUCCAGAAGUUCCCGGUUGAGGCAUCCCCCAUCCCUUCAAAUGACAAUGUGGUGCUCGGGCUGAUUGUGGUGUGCACAGUGGCUGGGAUUUCGGCACUGAUCGUGGCUGCGGUCUGCUGGUGCAGGCUGCAGAAAGAGGUCAGGCUGGCACAGAAAGCGGACUACUCAGCACAGCGAGCGGCCAGCCCCCUGCCCUACGACAAGAUCUCGCCCGGGGACAAGACGCUGGCUCAGAGUGCUCAGAUGUACCACUACCAGCACCAAAAGCAGCAGAUGCUCUCCAUGGAGAAGCAUAAAGAGGAACCCAAGCUGCCAGACUCGGCGUCAUCCGAUGAGGAGAACGAGGAUGGAGACUUCACUGUGUAUGAGUGCCCUGGGCUGGCUCCGACCGGAGAAAUGGAAGUGAGGAACCCGCUGUUUGACGACUCCUCCUUACACCCCUCGAACCCCAAGUCGCACCAGUAA